AUAUAUAUAUAUAUAUAUAUAUGUGUGUGUGUGUGUGUAUGUGUGUAUGUAUGUGCAUUUUUUUAGUGGCAUUUUAUUUGAAUACCAGUCCAAGAAAAAAAAUUCUGAUCAUGAUAGAUGACAACGAACCGAACCUUACUAGGGACCAACUAGAGAGAUCUAUCUCUGAGUUCAGGUAAAAGGCAUACAAACUAUGUUCCAAAACAGUACUUAACUUGCUUAUCGACAGAAAAAGCAAUGACUCUUCACCCAAGUCGGGUCUAUCAGACAGUGACGAAAACAAUACAAAUGAAGUAGCCCUUCAGAGUUUUGAGCGAUUUAGAGAAAAUAGCGUGACUUCAAUUGAGGAAGAUAACACGCUAUCAGUCAUGAAUUACCCACCACCCAAUGAUUCAAUUGCAGAAUACUGUGCAGAAUCCCUUUAUAGCUACAGCUUUACGCCUCUGUCUCGGGUUCACAAGGCGGCAAAGAUCAAGAGACAGAUCUUGAGUCGGGGCAUGGAUUAUAUGCAACGCAUUCGAUGGAAAACGGGUGAAAGGGAUACCGGUAGGCGCUUUUCUCAGCCUGAUAUUGGUGUAUUAGAUCAAAAUAAUGAUUGGGUAAGUGAGACGGGUUCACGGCAGCUACAGCCAUGUCCAUCACUGAAUGAUAUCGCCUCAAAAAACACAGAGUUCUUGUCCAACUUGACAUCAUCACCCAUUGUGCCCCUCUUUCCACCUCACAACAAAUAUAUCCAAACAAGACCACCCGAACCCACUCUAUCUUCACCUAUUCCUACAUCCGCUUUAAGGCAUAGUGUAGCCAUUGACAAUUCCGAAACGAAGCCAGACGAAAGUUUUGGAAAUAGACGACAGACGCUUGAAAUGCUCCAUAAUCUACCACCCAUUUAUGAAAUGCCUCAAAACACAUCAGAAUUACCUUAUUCAACACAAUACACUCGAGCACUGCAUGCACCUUCUCGUUUCUUGCCUCAGAACCAAGCUAUUUUAACAACAGAUGCAGAUGCCACCAUUCUGUUGUUUAACGACAUGGCCAGCCUUUGUUUUGGGUUUGAUAAGUCGUUUAUUGGACAAUCGAUUCUAAAAGCGCUUGAGGACCCAUUUCGAACGCAAAUCAAGCAUAUUUUAAAGAGAAGACGCAAUUUGGUCAAAGAGAACCAGUUGGAAAAAGGGCUAGUUUUAGUCUGUGGUAUUGUGGUACCGAUUCGCAAGAUGAAUGGUGAGACGUCUUCUGCUGCCUCACUUUGGCUCAAGGAAAAAGUGACAGAGGAAGGGAAAAGUAUCUAUAUUUGGAUAUUUGAGGAAAUCUAUGAGACUUCUUUAUCGGCCCAAUUGGAUGAAAAGGGAAAUGUACUGGAAAUAACGGGAACAACAAAGGAUUUGUUUGGUUAUGAGCCUGACCAAGUCAUUGGCAAACCCAUUACACAACUUAUCCCUGCAUUGACCAAUGAAAACAAGACAAAUCCAGGUGUGAAUCUGAACAAGAUUGAGAAACUCAAAUACUAUGGUGGAAAGUCUAAGAAUGGUAUUUGUUUCCCAACCAUGGUCAAUAUCUCUGUUCAUCGACUCAAAAUUGUGUCUUUGCCUUCCAUUGCUGGCCUAAUUACUGUUCAUAGUAAUGGCAGAAUCCAGAGUAUCAAUCCUGUGCCUGCAAAAUACCUGUUUGGCUAUUCAACAGAGACAUUAGUAGAGAAGUUCAGUAUAGACCAAAUUAUUCCUCAAUUUUCCAAAAUUGUGGCUGGAUUGCGUCGUUGUAAACUACUGCAAUUCUCAAGCACAGUCAACAAUCAUGCGUGUCGAUGGGCUAUUUCCGAGAUAUUCAACACAGAAAAGUAUAAAUCAAUGGAAGUAGAGCAAUCAUUAAAGCAUUUGGAGCGACAGCCAUCUAUCAAUGCAAGUGGUCAAGCAUUGCCCAUUAUUUAUGCUGUUCAUCGAGAUGGCAGUCAAUUUGAAAUUCAAUUACAACUGAGGUUGAUCAAGAGUGAACAAGAGGAUUUAGUGAGUGUUUGGGUAACUUAUGAUCGUAUCUAUGCCCUCAAAAGACCAAAGAAGGCUGCUAUUGCUGUUGCUGCUGCCACUGCUGCUGUCAUUGGGAAAAUGCAACCAGAGGAAAGACUCAAAAUUCCUCCUAUGGAUCAAGCUAAACAUCCAUUGAGUCCUAAAUCACGUCCAGCCAUCAUCAAGUCUGAAACAGAACAAGUACCUUUUAAGAGGCCACCUAUUCGAACCUAUGGUGUAUCUUCGUUUGGCUCUGUCGACAAGAAAAAGGCACUGUUUCCAAAUGGUAUGGAGGAAGAACCAGAAGAAAGGAAAAGUACCAUACCCGCCAUACAGAUCGAAAAGAAGCAAGAAAGACCGAGUCAUCCCAUGGAUGCUUAUGUGAUUGUGGGUACUUUAGGCGAAGGGGCUUAUGGUACAGCCAAAUUAGCUUAUAGAAAAGAUGACCCCAAACAGACAAAAGUGGUGAUCAAGUUCAUUGCAAAGUCUAGGAUUAUUCUGGAUUCAUGGAUAAGAGAUCGACAGCUUGGUCUGAUACCUCUUGAAAUUCACAUAUUGAAGAAAUUAAAAGAACAUCCACAAGUCAAUUGUUGUUCGCUUGAAACCUAUAUGGAAGACGAAGACAAUUAUUUUGUAGUCAUGAAACUCUAUGGUACAAGCAGCAUGGACUUGUUUGACUAUAUAGAACUGAAUGAAAAGAUCUCUGAAGCAGAAGUCAAAGACAUCUUCCGACAAGUAGCCAUGGCAGUUGAACAUAUUCAAAGCCUUCGCAUUGUACACCGUGACAUCAAAGAUGAAAAUAUCUUGUUAGAUGAAACAGGGUGUGUUCAUUUGAUUGAUUUUGGAAGUGCUGCUUAUUUUAGAAAGGGCCGUACGUUUGAUACAUUUGGUGGUACUCUGGACUAUUGUGCUCCUGAAAUUCUAAAGGGCAUGCCAUAUGAAGGGCCUGCACAGGAUAUAUGGAGUUUAGGUACCUUGUUGUAUACGUUGAUUUACAGAGAGAAUCCGUUUUAUAAUGUAGAUGAAAUUCUAGAGCAGGACUUGCGAAUUCCUUUUGUUAUGUCUGAAGGCUCUUUGGAUCUCAUUAAAAAGAUGUUAAAUCGUGAUGUAGAAAAGCGUUAUAAUAUACAUGAGGUGCUGGAACACCCUUGGUUGAAAUCCUGAACCUUAUCACUCACUCUUGCCAAGCUAUAGUAAUCUCAUGGCCACCACUACAAGAGCCAUGCUUAAUAACCAGUCAUUCAUUUAUUCAUACAUGGCAGCAGAAAUAAAAUGCCUAUAGCUUAGACCAGAUUUCAAAUAAGCAAU
Molecule: messenger RNA, 3305 nt
Organism: Gilbertella persicaria
Lineage: Eukaryota; Fungi; Mucoromycota; Mucoromycetes; Mucorales; Choanephoraceae
Exons: 5
Coding region: 369-3161 (930 amino acids)
Biological process (GO): protein phosphorylation; intracellular signal transduction; negative regulation of glycogen biosynthetic process
Cellular component (GO): nucleus; cytosol; cytoplasm
Molecular function (GO): ATP binding; protein serine/threonine kinase activity
Source: RefSeq, a predicted model, not a curated record